Messenger RNA from Hibiscus syriacus, 1034 nucleotides. RefSeq names its product 60S ribosomal protein L7-2-like. Gene Ontology annotation, cellular component: cytosolic large ribosomal subunit. The record is from RefSeq and is a predicted model, not a curated record. The transcript has 7 exons. Gene Ontology annotation, molecular function: structural constituent of ribosome; RNA binding. NCBI's taxonomy places the organism in Eukaryota, Viridiplantae, Streptophyta, Magnoliopsida, Malvales, Malvaceae. Bases 141 to 872 code for a protein of 243 amino acids. Gene Ontology annotation, biological process: maturation of LSU-rRNA from tricistronic rRNA transcript (SSU-rRNA, 5.8S rRNA, LSU-rRNA).
AAACUAACAAAAGCCCAAAUCCAUUCUCCUAAAAACCCUAGAGACCGGAAAUCAAUCUAUCACUAUAAUUAGAUUGUAAAAGUUCCGUAAACCCUAAUUCCUUUUUAUCUGCCGCAUCCGAGACCAUCCACAGUUCAGAAAUGAGUGAGGAAGCUAAGGCUGUGGUUCCCGAGUCACUUUUGAAGAAGCAGAAGAGGAAUGAAGAAUGGGAGCUUGCCAAAAAGAAGGCGAUUGAAGUUGCAAAGAAGAAAAAAGUCGAGAAUCGCAAGCUGAUUUUCACUAGGGCUAUGCAAUAUGCAAAGGGGUACGAGGCUCAGGAGAAAGAGCUGGUUCAAUUGAAGCGGGAGGCAAAAUUGAAAGGAGGAUUCUAUGUAGAUCCAGAAGCUAAACUCUUGUUCAUCAUCCGAAUCCGUGGUAUCAAUGCCAUGCACCCUAGGACGAGAAAGAUCUUGCAGCUCUUGCGUUUGAGACAGAUUUUCAAUGGUGUUUUUCUUAAAGUGAACAAGGCAACAAUGAACAUGCUUCACCUUGUUGAGCCUUAUGUGACUUAUGGAUAUCCUAAUCUCAAGAGUGUGAGGGAAUUGAUUUACAAAAGAGGUUAUGGGAAGUUGAACAAACAGAGAAUUGCUUUGACGGACAACGCAAUCGUGGAGCAGGCUCUGGGCAAAUUUGGCAUCAUCUGUGUUGAAGAUCUUAUCCAUGAGAUCAUGACCGUAGGACCUCAUUUUAAGGAGGCCAACAAUUUCCUUUGGCCCUUUCAGCUCAAGGCGCCGCUAGGUGGUCUGAAGAAGAAGAGAAACCACUAUGUCGAAGGAGGAGAUGCGGGCAACCGCGAGAAUUACAUCAAUGAGCUAAUUCGGAGAAUGAAUUAGAUUCGGGGGUGAUAGUUAAUUCAGCGGUGGAGGCAUUUUUGGUUUGUUCUGAAGGAUGCUGAUAUUUGUUUCUUUUGGCAUUUAGAUACAUAGUCUUGUCUAAAACCAUGAAUUCUUGGUGUUUUACCAUUAUUAUAUUUUCUGAAACAACUUUCCCAGAAA